ACAAUGCAGUUCCUAGCCUGGUUCAAUUUGCUGCUUCUCCUUCCUUGUUUUGGUACCACCAAAACCUGCUUCCCUGGCUGCCACUGUGAAGUGGAAAGCUUUGGUCUCUUUGACAGCUUUAGCCUGACCAAGGUGGACUGCAGUGGAAUGGGCUCACACAUUGUUCCUGUCCCAAUCCCUCUGGAUACCUCCUACUUGGAUCUAUCAUCAAACAAACUGGAAACAAUCAAUGAAUCGAUGCUUACUGGCCCUGGAUACACCACCUUGGUGAGCCUCGACCUGAGCUACAACAAAAUUGCCAAGAUUUCCUCCACAACCUUCUCCAGGCUUCGGUACCUGGAGUCCUUGGAUCUGAGUCAUAAUUCUCUGGAAGUCCUUCCAGAGGACUGUUUCUCCAGUUCUCCUCUGGGUGACAUAGAUUUGAGCAAUAACAAGCUUUUGGAUAUAGCUAUGGACAUUUUUGCUUCAAAAGGUCAAGGAAAACCCCUGAAUGUGGAUCUAUCCAAUAAUAUGCUCAGCACAAUUACAAGGCACCGUGAAAAGAACAUCCCCAACAUCCAGAACUUAAAUCUUUCUGGAAACAGGCUAACAUCUGUGCCUAAUCUUCAAGGGAUUCCUCUCCGAUACUUAAAUCUUGACGGGAACCCUCUAGUCAAGAUUGAGAAAGGAGACUUCACGGGGCUGAAAGAUUUGAUUCAUUUAUCCCUCAGCAGCCUGCGUGGCUUUGGAGAGUUAUCUCCUUAUAGCUUCAAGGAACUACCAGCCCUCCAAGUUCUGGAUUUAUCCAGCAAUCCCAACCUGAAGUCACUGACUGCUGAAGUUAUCUUAGGUCUGAACUCCCUACAGGAGCUCAACCUCUCUGGGACAGGCGUGUCAUCCUUGCCAAAGACUGUGCUGAAAUACCUGCCUUCCAUCAAAAGCAUCACCUUGGGGAAGAACAUACAGUGUCUUAAGACCAUAAAAGAAGGACAGUACCACCGACAAAUUGGGCUGACCAAAAAAGAGGUCCUCAGUUGCCACGACAGUCAUGGGUCCGUAGCAGCAGCGCCUUACGUUUCGUGAUGAAAGCUGGGGAGAAGGGGUGGGGAAGGGAGGGUGGGGGGCCAUGGGAUUUGUACAGGUGUCGGACUGAGAUGGCUUGCAGUGUGCCUUUUGUAAAACUGUCAAUAAUUUAUAUAUUUGUAUAUGCCAAUACUUGAUUGUUUGUGGAUUUUAUAAACUCUCAAAUCCUGGCCCACAUCAUCUGCAGGCUCCAGAUUUUGCCCAGUGCGUUGAGGUCCUGCGUGCAGGCCAUUAGCUCAAGAGCGGUGAUGCUGGACAAUGGGGACCAAGCUGCUCUGCAAGUCCCAGGGCAGAACAGCCGCUCUGGAGCAAACCUUCAUGCCCCAGGCACAUUUGUAGGAGCAAAGCUAUGUCUCUCCAGACCACACACCAAAAUGUACUGACU
Messenger RNA from Nipponia nippon (crested ibis), 1447 nucleotides. RefSeq names its product tsukushi, small leucine rich proteoglycan (gene TSKU). The record is from RefSeq and is a predicted model, not a curated record. Lineage: Eukaryota; Metazoa; Chordata; Aves; Pelecaniformes; Threskiornithidae. Gene Ontology annotation, molecular function: protein binding. Gene Ontology annotation, cellular component: extracellular matrix.